Drosophila santomea is the source of this 400-nucleotide messenger RNA. RefSeq names its product calmodulin-like. The coding region runs from base 70 to 393 and encodes 107 amino acids. The record is from RefSeq and is a predicted model, not a curated record. Gene Ontology annotation, molecular function: calcium ion binding. The transcript has a single exon. NCBI's taxonomy places the organism in Eukaryota, Metazoa, Arthropoda, Insecta, Diptera, Drosophilidae.
ACCAGUUGUAAACUUCGAAGCAAAGCCUCAUUUUUACGGCUCUAUUAAAUUUGCCUCUGUGAAUAAGAAAUGGGAAAAGAACCUCUUGCUCAGUCCAUGAUCAACGAGGUCGACUCGGAGGGAAACGGAUCCAUCGAGGCUCCGGAGUUCUGCAACGUGAUCCUGCGCAAGAUGCGCGACACGAACCACGAGGACGAGCUGCGCGAAGCUUUCAGGAUUUUUGACAAGGACAACAACGGCUACAUAACCUCCACCGAGUUAAAAAAUGUGUUCACUGCGCUGGGCGUGAAGCCUAGCGACGAAGAGUUGGAUGAAAUGGUACGCGAGUACGAUCUGGAUCAGGACAAUCACAUCAAUUACGAGGAGUUUGUUAACAUGAUGACAAUGCGAUAGCCUUCAU